Merops nubicus (carmine bee-eater) is the source of this 2244-nucleotide messenger RNA. RefSeq names its product myosin heavy chain, skeletal muscle, adult-like. The annotation marks the transcript as partial. The transcript has 18 exons. Gene Ontology annotation, cellular component: myosin complex; vesicle; actin cytoskeleton. Gene Ontology annotation, biological process: vesicle transport along actin filament; actin filament organization. The record is from RefSeq and is a predicted model, not a curated record. Gene Ontology annotation, molecular function: actin filament binding; ATP binding; microfilament motor activity. Lineage: Eukaryota; Metazoa; Chordata; Aves; Coraciiformes; Meropidae.
AUGUCAAAUGACAAUUAUGCCCUUAGUUCAGUUUGCCAGACAAUGCUCUCCCAAAGAAGGUUUGCCAAAAAUUUUUUGACCGAAGAAAGAGCAGGCAUCUGUAGCAUCUGCAAGCUAGAUAGUAUAAAACGUCCCUGCGACAAGCGUGCCCCGUCUCCACGGAAGGCUUCAAGUGUGAUCACAGUAGAAGGUGGUGGGGUGCCCAAAGCUGUGAUUUCUGCUGACGAGCCCCUCCAUAAAGUGCAGCCAUGUCGUCAGACUCUGGCCAUCUUGGGGGAGGCAGCUCCUUACCUCCGAAAGUCAGAGAAGGAGAGAAUCGAGGCCCAGAACAAGCCUUUUGAUGCCAAGUCAUCUGUCUUUGUCGUGCAUCCUAAGGAAUCCUUUGUGAAAGGGACAAUCCAGAACAAAGACUCAGGGAAGGUCACCGUCAAGACUGAAGGGGGAGAAACCCUGACUGUCAAGGAUGAUCAGAUCUUCUCCAUGAACCCUCCCAAGUAUGACAAGAUCGAGGACAUGGCCAUGAUGACCCACCUCCAUGAACCCGCUGUGCUGUACAACCUCAAAGAGCGUUAUGCAGCCUGGAUGAUCUACGUAAGUACAAGCAGCAGCCUCCUUCCUGCCCCCGCACCCCCCAACAAGGGGCUGCCGGUGUACAACCCGGAGGUGGUGUUGGCCUACCGAGGCAAGAAGCGCCAGGAGGCCCCUCCACACAUCUUCUCCAUCUCUGACAACGCCUAUCAGUUCAUGCUGACUGAUCGCGAGAACCAGUCUAUCCUGAUCACCGGAGAAUCCGGCGCAGGGAAGACUGUGAACACAAAGCGUGUCAUCCAGUACUUUGCAACAAUUGCAGCCAGCGGGGAGAAGAAAAAGGAAGAGCAGUCAGGCAAAAUGCAGGGAACGCUCGAGGAUCAAAUCAUCAGCGCCAACCCACUGCUGGAGGCCUUUGGAAAUGCCAAGACCGUGAGGAAUGACAACUCCUCACGCUUUGGCAAAUUCAUCAGAAUACACUUCGGUGCCACAGGAAAACUAGCUUCUGCUGAUAUUGAAACAUAUCUGCUGGAGAAGUCCAGAGUCACUUUCCAGCUCAAAGCAGAAAGAAGUUACCACAUAUUUUAUCAGAUCAUGUCCAACAAGAAGCCAGAGCUAAUUGACAUGCUUCUCAUUACCACCAACCCAUAUGACUACCAAUUUGUGAGUCAAGGGGAGAUCACUGUUGCCAGCAUCAAUGACCAGGAGGAGCUGAUGGCUACAGAUAGUGCUAUUGACAUUCUGGGCUUUAGCGCCGAUGAAAAAACGGCCAUCUACAAGCUGACAGGGGCUGUCAUGCACUACGGGAACCUGAAGUUCAAGCAGAAGCAGCGUGAGGAGCAGGCCGAGCCGGAUGGCACAGAAGUUGCUGACAAGGCUGCCUAUCUGAUGGGUCUGAACUCAGCAGAUCUGCUCAAGGCCCUCUGCUACCCCCGAGUCAAAGUUGGGAAUGAAUAUGUGACCAAGGGUCAAACCGUGCAGCAGGUGAACAAUUCAGUGGGUGCCUUGGCGAAGGCUGUCUAUGAGAAGAUGUUCCUGUGGAUGGUUGUUCGCAUCAACCAACAGCUGGACACCAAGCAGCCCAGACAGUACUUCAUUGGUGUCCUGGACAUUGCUGGCUUUGAGAUCUUUGAUUUCAACAGCCUGGAGCAGCUGUGCAUCAACUUCACCAAUGAGAAACUGCAACAGUUCUUCAACCACCACAUGUUUGUGCUGGAGCAAGAGGAGUACAAGAAAGAAGGAAUUGAAUGGACAUUCAUUGACUUUGGGAUGGACCUGGCUGCCUGCAUUGAGCUUAUUGAGAAGCCCAUGGGCAUCUUCUCCAUCCUGGAAGAGGAGUGCAUGUUCCCCAAGGCAACUGACACCUCUUUCAAGAACAAGCUCUAUGACCAGCAUCUGGGCAAGUCUAGUAACUUCCAGAAGCCCAAGCCUGCCAAAGGCAAGGCUGAGGCCCACUUCUCCCUGGUGCACUAUGCUGGCACAGUGGACUACAACAUCUCUGGCUGGCUGGAGAAGAACAAAGACCCCCUGAAUGAAACUGUCAUUGGGUUGUAUCAGAAAUCGUCUGUGAAGACACUGGCUUUACUUUUUGCCUCCUAUGGUGGGGCAGAAACAGAGGCUAGCGGUGGUGGUGCAGGAAAAAAAGGAGGCAAGAAGAAGGGUUCUUCUUUCCAGACUGUCUCGGCUCUUUUCCGGGAGAACCUAAACAAGCUGAUG